Molecule: messenger RNA, 4350 nt
Organism: Paramuricea clavata
Lineage: Eukaryota; Metazoa; Cnidaria; Anthozoa; Malacalcyonacea; Plexauridae
Source: the annotation of a GenBank genome assembly
AGAUAAUCAAGCAACCAGACGCAAGGCUUGAUAUGAAGAAAAAUAAAAGCAAAGCUCAGAUCUAUAUACGUAGUUCGAAUCUGGAUGAGCGAAUGCUUUCUGCGCUGAUAAUUUUGAAAACUAUUUCACGAGGUAAGUUUAACGUAUUUCUGCGUUGCCGAGACACAUAACUGCCGAACACAUUGAGUUAUAACGAAAAUGGUUAUAACUUAUUUAGCCUCUCCUCUGCGGAGGUUUCCCAGUGUGCUUUUCUGGACGUCUUAUGGAAAGGCACUAAUUAAGAAAUAGAAAACGAGUCGCGUGCGUUUAUGGUGUGAUAAUGCACGCGGGGAAUGUUGGGAGAAUACGAGAGAAGCGUGUAAAACACGAGGCGUAGCCGAGUGUUUUACACGCUUCUCGAGUAUUCUCCCAACAUUCCCCAAGUGCAUUAUUGCACUAUAAACGCACGAGACGAGUUUUUCUAUUUCUUUUAUAAUAUAAGUAGAAGAUAUUACAUAGUAAACAAUUUUACUCAAAAGAUCGACGUUGAAAUUCUCCUAACAUGUACUCAGUGACGUCACGCGCAUGCUUUUACCAAAGAUUAGAUACCAUAAAGAUGUGCCACUCGACGUAUUUCCCUAAUGUUUGCGUGUCCGUAAUUUUCACUUACUGCCAAAAUGGCGGCGAGACUGAUGGCGUUGGAUUUUACUAUUUAGAGACUGAUGGCGUUGAAUUUGACACUUACUUGCAAAAUGGCGGCUAUAAAAAAAUCUCGGACAUAAUUUUCGCAGAGUGGCACAUCUUUAUAGUAUCUAAUCUUUGCUUUUACCGUCGCUUGAAUUUUUAAUCGAGCGAAGGAGCAAAAUUGCCAAAACAAAAUACAAACUUUUGAUGCUAUAAAGCCGGAAAAAUUGUUUAAAAUAGUGGAAAUAAAAAAACAGUGACACACAGACUAAUUGCGAAAGUUUUUCAGCAUCUGGGCUGCUGGAUUUGCCAUGAAAGACGGGAAAUCGUAGGUUUCGUCGUGUUUAUAUUCAGUUUUAAUUUUCGAAAUUAUUGUAUUUUUUGUCUUUCGCCGAAAAUAUAUCUAGCAAUCAUGAUUUUUUUCUGUGUUGGUGCAAUGUACACAGGUGAAUAUGAUGCUUGUGAUGUUACUCUGAGUGUAUAUCCACACCGGGCAAGCUUGAAAAAUAUGCCUGACUACGGUGGGAAUCGAACCUACGACCUUUGGAAUGCUAGCCCAAUGCUCUGCCAACUGAGCUACGCGGUCUGGUCUCGAGUAUGUGAUAUUUUGGAACAGAAUCUAGUUCCUUCGAUAUCAAUGUAUUCUAAUAAUCAUGAUUAUUAGAAUACAUUGAUAUCGAAGGAACUAGAUUCUGUUCCGAAAUAUCACAUACUCGAACCGACCAGACCGCGUAGCUCAGUUGGCAGAGCAUUGGGCUAGCAUUCCAAAGGUCGUAGGUUCGAUUCCCACCGUAGUCAGGCAUAUUUUUCAAGCUUGCCCGGUGUGGAUAUACACUCAGAGUAACAUCACAAGCAUCAUAUAUCUAACAGUUAUUAUCAGAAGAAUUACAGGUACUUACUAAAUCACUUAUAUUCAGUUUUUGUUGCCUUUUUUAUGUAUUUGGUCUUCCUGUAUCUUUUCUCGACUAUUUUGUACGCUUUUACCCAAAACUUGUCGAGACAACAACAAAUUCGACGAAUGCCAAGCCGGUUAAUUUUACACGUAGAACUAUAGAAAAUUGCUUUGUUCCUUUGGUCUAUUCCUUCUUGCUUUUUGGUAAAUUUUGUAUUUUAAAAGCUCUAUAGUUUUGUUUAUACUUUUGGCUAAAAAGCAGUGAUGAAGAGGGGGAAAACGGAGAAAGAGCAAGGCAGUGCCACAGAUCACAGUGCAUUAUUGCGUCACAAUGCAGUGAAUGCACGCGCAUUAGCCAAUCAAAUCGUCUGUUGUAUCACAUUUAUAUUAUAAUACUCUAUAGCGCAUUACACUCUAGCGACCGGUUCACUGCUAGUGACUAGAGUGAGAUUGAAAGCCUCUGCGGAGGAGAGAGUUAUUUAGCAAUGUAUAAUGUUAUCAUAUUCGUUGUAAAUAGACAACAACAGCGGAAAUAAUCACGUACAGGACAUCUGAAAAUUAAAUAGUACACUGUAUGGUCACUAUGUGGCAUAGAGCAAACUGGUGAUGGUAAAAAACGACCAGUAAUUUUCACCAAGUAAAGACUACCGAAACUGAACGUGAUAUUGCCAAGCCUUGAAAGGACUUUUUACAUUGAUGAUGUUUUAAUAAUUGUAAUUUUAUUUUAUGGUUUGUAGCUGAUUACCUAUCACAUACAUUUGACGUUUUAAAAUCUGAUCUAAGAGGUGAAGAGGUACUGUGCAGAAAAACAAGGAGGAGGGGGUGGGGGAUCACCGGAACAGCCACGCAGGGAUGUGCGCCGUACGUAUACCGGAAACAACGCAGCUUCUUUCAAAGUUCCAAAAAGAAUCAAGUUCCCCAGAGUUCCAAGAAUGAAAAUUUCCUGUCAACUCCGAAAUUAAGAUUUGCAACUGUUAGCAACGGGUAUACUGUGGUAUAGUUUUCAGGCCUGUUUCUGCUUCUAGUGCGAUUUUGCUUUUCUGGUGAAUGUGAACGAGUAGAUGAGUUAUGAAUGUUCAAAGUAUAUGUACCCAAGAUAUGUACCUCAUCUGAACUUUCAAAGCUCAUCCACUUGUUCACAUCCAUCAGAAGAAAAUCGCAAUAGAAAUCGCAGCGAAAAUUGCAAGUGUAAACAGACCUUUCUGAUUAUAUUUGAUACGAAAACAAGCGAAUUAUCUACAGAAAUUGCAGGAACCACUGAGUAUUUAAAUUAAAUACACUACCAUAUAACAACUCCGAAAACGGUAAACAUUUUGAAAAGUGUUUAUUCGACGUUUCGACUAGAUUUUAGUCAGGAAAAUCAUGAUGAUGACUAAAAUCUAGUCGAAUAAACACUUCAAAAUGUUUACCGGCCUUUUCCGGUUUUCCGAGUUACUAUUGUAUUGUAUCGAAUUAUCCAUUAUUUUUAUGCCACGUAAUAUGUCUGCUCAAGUAAACAUAGCUACAUAUAUACAGAACAUUUUUGGAACCUGGGCUCGUGUUAACAAGUUCAUAGAUACAAUGUAUAUACUGCAAAUACCUCCAUUCAAUCUGCUCACUUUUUGGUUUAGAGUAAACAGUAAAGAUUUCUUAGUUGUAGACUAAUAUUUUCUUUCUUCAGAGUAAACGACUCUUCAUACUCCAUAAUGGUGUUCAAGUCAUCCUACCAUUUAUGAAGCCAAAAAAUAAAGUACGAUUUUACACGUCAAAUAGUCAGGUUAUGAACAUGCAUUGACCCACAGUAAAUACACCCGUGCAUCAUUGUUCACCAUUUACCAUGAUGGUAUUUGAGAGAAGACUAAACACUUAAAUAUUACUUAAUGUGAUCCCAUCUUAUCCUAUCUGGAAAUUCAAUGGCGUUCUGAAUCGUACAUGCAUGAUGAUACGAGACGCAACUAAAUAAAUGAGUUAAACCCAUUAAAGCGACAGGCGUUUUAUUAAAAAGAAUCCACUAAGUCAUCCCCCCUUAUAUAGGUUCUCUUGGAAUUCGCUGUCGAUGUUACAUUGCAAAUGUCCAUGGAAUCCGGUGUGUUUUACUUGUGUGUGUGUGUGUGUGUGUUUUUUUGCUGUGGUGUCAUAAUUUAAAGAACAGUAAGAUAUAUUUAUGCUCUAUUCUAGAUGUUGUUGCUGAAUUUCUAACACGCUGCAGUACCAGCGACUUUUUCAAUGUUUGUACGAAUUUGCUUCAAGAAAAAGGACUAGAACUUAAAAUCUUGGAAAAACUGAGCAUUAUUUUACAAAGACUGUCAAAAAUAAGGUGAAUAAUAAUCAAUAUAAAUAUUGUAUAUGAAUAAAUAUAUACGGAUAGAUUUUAUUGCAGAUGACAGUUAAAAGUGGUUUAGUUUAUGACAGGGACUACAAACUUCGACAAUGCAGAUAUCAGAUAUGUCACCCAAUCAACCAGUGGUGAAAUAUUGAGGGGGGGGGGGCAGAAUUUAGGUUGCCAUCAUAUGACCACUUUUGUUGCUAGAAAUCUCAGUAGUUCUUUAAACUUUUUUAGCUCACGUUUCUCUAUUCUUUAGGAGUAACCGGCGUUAUUUUGAAGCCUUUCAACUUGUUCCAGUGAUGCAAGAACUGCUCAGACAACAUGAUUCUGACAAUGCAUUUUUAUCAUUGAACUUGCGAUCUGUAUUAGUAAAUCUUAACAUUGUUCAAAAUGUGUGAUGUUAAAUGUCUACGAGCAUGACCAUUGAAUCAAAUGAUCGUGACAAAUUAUAUUUUAUAAUUAUGGUGUUAUAUAUAGUCAUCCAAUUAAU